This is a messenger RNA of Striga asiatica, 4974 nucleotides long. NCBI's taxonomy places the organism in Eukaryota, Viridiplantae, Streptophyta, Magnoliopsida, Lamiales, Orobanchaceae. The record is from the annotation of a GenBank genome assembly.
GCGGCUCUUAAAACACACGCACACGUGAACUGAAUAUAAAUAAAUUUUAUUCAUUUUGUCUGUAAAACCAUGCUUCAGAAAUCUGGAUUCGGUUGUACUACAGAAGAGUGAAGAUUCGCUGCAAUUUAUUGGAAGGGCAAAAGGGUUUGUUCCUCUGAAGUCAGAUUUUGAUAAAGAUUCCAUUUUUGUGAACUGGGUUUUUGUUGGGGAUCAUGUUUUCUUUCCAGAAAUGGAAGUGCUCAUGGUCCUUAGUUGCUUCUAUUGCUUCAAUUAUGGCUAUAGUAUCUGUUAUUCAUCUGUUUGUAUACCCGGUGGUGCCGCCUUUGGAUUAUUUUGGACUCAGGCAGGCACAAAGCUCUUGCCUAGGUUCAAAUGAAGGAACCAAAGAAAGUUCUAAAGAAGACCCUCGGCCGAUGGUUGACUUAAAUGUUCGAUAUCCGGCUGAUUUACACGAUACUGUGACUUUCAAUGGUGCUCCAUGGAAGGCUGAGAUCGGGCGGUGGUUAUCUGGCUGUGACGCAAAUAUCACGGCUGUUGAAAUUGUUGAGAAUAUUGGAGGCAAGAGCUGCAAAAAUGAAUGCAGUGGCCAAGGCAUUUGUAAUCAUGAGUUGGGUCGAUGCCGAUGUUUUCAUGGAUUCGGUGGGGACGAAUGUUCGGAAAAACUGCAGUUGAACUGCAAUUAUCCCAGUUCUGAAAAAGAACCGUAUGGCCCCUGGGUCGUUUCCAUUUGUUCUGCUCACUGUGAUACGUCCCGAGCCAUGUGCUUUUGCGGAGAAGGUACAAAAUACCCAAAUCGCCCUGUUGCCGAGGCAUGUGGAUUUAAGAUAAAUCCACCUUCUGAACCCGGGGCCCCAAGUAUUACUGAUUGGACGGUGGCCGAUCAGACUAUCUUCACCACAAAUCGUAGUGAACGAGGUUGGUGCAAUGUGGAUCCAGCUGAAGCCUAUGAUUUGAAGGUUGCUUUCAAGGAAGAGUGUGAUUGCAAGUAUGACGGGCUUUCGGGCCGGUUUUGUGAGGUAAAUGUGCAAAGCGUUUGCAUCAACCAGUGCUCUAGCCAUGGAUUUUGUCGUGGUGGCUUUUGUCAGUGUGAAAACGGAUGGUACGGAGUAGAUUGCAGUAUUCCUUCUGUUUUAUCAUCCAUUACAGAAUGGCCCGAAUGGUUGCGGCCUGCAAAUAUUAAUGUUCCAGAAAGCGCGCAACUCACGAGAAAAAAUCUGGUCAAUCUCAAUGCUGUAGUUCAGAAAAAAAGGCCUCUUAUAUAUGUUUAUGAUUUGCCCCCUGAUUUCAAUAGCCAACUCAUGGAGGGACGACAUUUCAAGUUAGAGUGUGUAAAUAGAAUAUAUGACGACCGAAAUGCUACAAUGUGGACUGAUUUACUAUAUGGUGCCCAGAUGGCUAUCUAUGAAAGUUUAUUGGCGAGCCCUCACAGGACAUUAAAUGGUGAUGAAGCAGAUUAUUUUUUUGUCCCGGUACUCGAUUCGUGUAUCAUAACUCGAGCUGAUGAUGCUCCUCACUUCAACAUGAAGGAUCAUUAUGGAAUGCGAAGUUCCUUAACGUUGGACCUAUAUAAGAAGGCCUACGAGCACAUCAUGAUGCAAUAUCCUUACUGGAACAGAACCUCAGGGAAAGAUCACAUAUGGUUCUUUUCUUGGGAUGAAGGUGCUUGCUAUGCUCCUAAGGAAAUAUGGAACAGCAUGAUGUUAGUCCACUGGGGAAAUACGAAUUCCAAGCACAAUCACUCGACCACUGCUUAUUGGGGUGAUAAUUGGGACGGUAUUUCUCCCGAUAGAAGAGGUAAUCAUCCGUGUUUCGACCCGCAGAAAGAUCUCGUGCUCCCCGCUUGGAAACAUCCCAAUGAACAGUCUCUGGGUGCCAGGCUAUGGGCAAGGACCCAUGAGGAGAGGAGGAUAUUUUUCUAUUUUAACGGAAAUUUAGGACCAGCUUAUGAAAACGGAAGGCCUGAAGAUACAUAUAGCAUGGGUAUAAGGCAGAAAGUGGCUGAGGAGUUCGGGUCAAGCCCGAACAAGAAAGGGAAGCUUGGGAAACAACAUGCAAAUGAUGUAAUAGUGACAUCAUUACGUACGGAUAAUUACCAAGAACAAUUGGCAAGCUCGGUUUUUUGUGGGGUCAUGCCAGGAGAUGGGUGGAGUGGUCGAAUGGAAGAUAGUAUACUGCAAGGCUGUAUUCCUGUGGUUAUUCAGGAUGGGAUUUAUCUACCGUACGAGAAUAUCCUCAACUACGAAAGCUUUGCUGUUCGGAUUCGUGAAGAUGAAAUCCCGAAUCUGAUAAAUAUUUUACGUAGCAUAAACGAGACCGAAGUAGAACUGAAACUGGCGAAUGUGAAGAAGAUAUGGCAGAGAUUCUUGUAUCUUGAUUCUAUUAUGCUCGAGGCCCAGAGGCAAAAUGCCAGCAUCGGCCUAGUCGAAGAUUGGGCUGUAAAAUCCUCCCAACUUAAUGGAGAUGAUGUAUUCACCACACUCUUGCAGCGACUUCGUAUUGAAAAACCCCGUCGUCCUACAAACGCGCACACACACACGCACGCAGUGGAAGCGCAGAAAUCGUCAGCUGUGGCUAUGGAGAGAGGGAGAGGAAAGAUCAUCACCAUAAAGCCAUCGAAUGACAAAAUUACCCUCGAACAGUUCGUCUCCACAAUGGCCCCUCUCAUCGACAUGGAAAAGGAAGCUGAGAUAUCUCUUUCCAUGAGCUCGGGGGCGGUUAGAAGCUUGGACAGCGCUCAAAGGAAGGGGUCCACUAUCCUGAAUUUGAAGUGUGUAGAUGCUCAGACAGGAUUGAUGGGGAAAAGUUUGCUCGAAUUCCAAUCUAACAAAGGAGAUGUGCUCCCUCCUCACAAGUUUGGAACUCAUGAUGUUGUGGUUUUGAGGUCAAACAAAUCUGAUCUGGGGUCUCCUCCUCUAGGGCAGGGUGUUGUUUACAGAAUAAAGGACUCAUCCAUUACUGUUGCCUUUGAUGACAUACCAGAAGAAGGUUUAAAUAGUCCCCUACGACUUGAAAAAGUUGCAAAUGAGGUGACAUAUCGUCGGUUGAAGGAAACGUUGAUUCAACUAAGUAAAGGCGUGCAAAAAGGUCCUGCUUCUGAUCUAGUUCCUGUUUUAUUUGGAGAGAGGAUACCAACGGUGUCCAAGAAGGAUGUCAAGUUCACCCCUGUUAACAAGAACCUUGAUCAUUCUCAGAAAGAUGCUAUCUCAAAGGCUCUAUCAUCCAAGGACCUCCUUUUGCUGCAUGGACCUCCUGGAACAGGGAAAACUACUACUGUGGUAGAAAUUAUCUUACAAGAAGUCAAGCGUGGAUGUAAAAUUCUUGCUUGUGCUGCAUCCAAUAUUGCCGUCGAUAACAUUGUGGAGAGACUUGUACCUCAUAGAGUGAAGCUGGUAAGAGUUGGGCAUCCUGCACGCUUACUUCCUCAAGUAUUGGACAGUGCUUUAGAUGCACAGGUUUUGCGUGGGGAUAAUAGUGCACUUGCAAAUGACAUUCGCAAGGAGAUGAAGGCUUUGAAUGGUAAACUUUUAAAAGCCAAAGACAGAAACACUAAAAGAGAUAUUAGGCGGGAACUUAAGACUCUAUCCAAAGAGGAGCGCAAAAGGCAGCAGCUGGCUGUGACUGAUGUGCUUAAGAAUGCUGAUGUGGUGUUGACAACCUUGACCGGUGCAUUGACUAAGAAGUUAGAAAACUUUUCAUUUGAUUUGGUUAUUAUUGACGAAGCUGCUCAGGCAUUAGAAAUUGCAUGCUGGAUUGCUCUUUUGAAGGGUCCUAGAUGUAUAUUAGCUGGAGAUCACCUUCAGUUACCCCCAACUAUUCAAAGCGUUGAAGCAGAGAAGAAAGGAUUAGGACGAACCCUUUUUGAACGUCUUGCAGACUUGUAUGGAGAUGAUGUCACGUCCAUGCUUACUGUUCAGUACCGUAUGCAUGAACAUAUCAUGAACUGGUCGUCUGAAGAACUCUAUCAUGGCAAGAUUAAAGCUCAUGCAAGUGUUGCUGCCCAUACCUUACACGAGCUUGAGGGUGUCAAGAAGACAGCUUCAACAGAGCCAACUCUUAUUCUCAUCGACAUAGCUGGUUGUGAUAUGGAAGAGAAGAAGGAUGAAGAAGAUAGUACGCUAAAUGAGGGUGAAGCUUCAGUCGCUAUCGCACAUGCUAAGAAACUUGUGGAUAGUGGAGUUCAAGCCGUCAACAUAGGAAUUAUUACACCUUAUGCAGCACAGGUUGUCCUGCUGAAGAUGUUAAGAGGCAAAGAAGAUAAGCUAAAAGAUAUGGAGAUAUCUACAGUUGAUGGUUUUCAGGGACGUGAAAAGGAAGCAAUUAUCAUUUCAAUGGUCCGGUCAAACUCAAAGAAUGAGGUUGGUUUUUUGAGUGAUCGCAGGAGAAUGAAUGUUGCAGUGACUCGAGCAAGGCGACAAUGUUGCAUUGUUUGUGACACAGAGACUGUUAGUGGUGACAAAUUUUUGAAGCGUUUGAUCGAGUACUUUGAGAAACAUGGUGAGUAUUUGAGUGCCUCUGAGUAUGGUACUGAGUAACUCAUUAGUUAUACAUGGUGUUGUCUUUAGCAUACCUUAAGGACGCCUAUGCCGACAUGGUGAUUUCUUGUGACUCGACAGUUGCAAGUACUGAUUUGUUAUGAAUACCCGUACAUUUAUUUGUUUAUUUGAUAUUCUAUAUUUCAGAAUAAUUAACCAUCUAUUUUUAUAGUAGCUGGUAGCAAUAAAACCAAAUUACAUGCAAUCUUUUUAUCUAGAUUCUGAACAUUGGUAUGCAAGUUGACUUGCUACUUACUGAGUAAGUAAUAUAUUGGUUUAAGAUUUGUCUUCCCAUGUCUGAUCGUAUGAAACUGUUGCUUGGUGGUCUCUCAACUCAGUCUAUUGUUGGUAGAAAUAUAGCAACAGCCCCAAAAAAGACAAGUGAUGUGAUGUUUCAACUCAUACUUCUGCUACUAGAACUCAUAGCUCAGAGGCAAUCUUC